AUGGCAGUGCUGGUGGGCUCGGCGCUGUCGCUGAACGACUCCUACUGUAAGAUCGGCAGUCGCGUCUACGGCACGACCGUCGAGGAAGCGGACUUCACCGACGAUGCCGCCGGCGAACGCCGCAGGGUCAACGAGUGGGCGAAGAACAACGCGGGCAUCACCGGGGACCUGCUGGGCGACGCGUGCACCUUGGCCGCCGACACGGGAAUUGUUCUGCUCAGCGCCGCAGCCGUGCGAGUUGCCUCGUGGCGGCAGCCUGUCACUGCCAAGCUGAGCCCUUUCGGCGAGGUGCAGGCUGCACCGACGCUGGAAACGUGCGCCGUGUACGGCUACGCUUUGCUCGAGGAACUGUCGCUGCAGGCCGUGGAGGUGCCUUUCACGUGCGAGGCCUUCUCGGCCACCGUGCUGCUGCCCACCGGCUCGAAAAGCCUCGAGGAUCUCUGUGACAAUCUCACCGCCGAGGACGUCAUGAUACAGCUGAAAACGGACGUGAUUGAUCCUGGGUACGGUACGGGCACCAAGGCUAUCUUGGGGCUCGACCUAAAUAAAGCUUUUGACAAUGUUGCCCAUGAGGCAAUAUUGAGGAACCUAUCAGACAUAGGACCAGGGGGUAGAACCUUCCGCUACAUCAGAUCAUUUUUGGAGGGCAGGACUGCAGAGAUUGUGGUCGGAGAAGUGAAAUCGGAUUCCUUCACGUUGGGGGCCAGAGGGACACCGCAGGGAAUCCUGAUUUAUUGCAACAAUGUGGAGGUAUCGUUUGAAGGCCCAGAUGCCACGAAAUUCAAGGGGGCCAAGAAAGGACGCCUCUACCUCACCACGCACCGGGUGAUUUUCAUCAACAACAGACAAUCAGACUUCCUACGCUCAUUCAGCUUCCCAUUCAUCAACAUCAGCAACCUGAGCCUUGAACAACCUUUCUUUGGAGCUAACUACAUCAAGGGAAAAGUCACAGCUGAGGCGAAUGGGAACUGGACAGGCAAGUGUACAUUCAAUUUUAGGUUCAAUGAGGGUGGAGCCAUCGAUUUCGGAUCGGCGAUGAUCGCAGCAAGGAAGCUCGCUUCGGAGCGGGCAGCUAAAGUUUCGGUACCGCCGUGUCAGCUGCCUUUGGGACCAUUCCAGCCACUACCCCCUAAUGCCUAUCUGCCCGGACAAAAUGCGAACUAUGGCUUCGUCAUCCCUUCCCAGGUGUUUCCUCAAGCCCCGCCAGAGAACACAGUGUUUGCGGCCAACGUGCCCCCUCCGUAUCCUGGCUUGUACCAGCCAGACCCGCGCACUCAGGGAAGCACAUCAUAUGCUGCUGCGUCAGCCUCUCAGGAAGAUAACCGCUCAUCACAGCCCCCGCCACCGGGCGUCAAGGAUUCUGCGAGCGAUACUCAGCAAAGCAACACGAAACCAAAUGAAACGCCCAGCACGCAACUCCCGGCACCAGGAUUCAAGCACUCUCCAAGCAGGGAGUCACGAGACUGAUUCUACGAGUGCCAGCUACGUGACUACACUUGUGUGCGAGCGGAAUUCACAGGGAAAUUCCGCCACAGGCAUCA
This is a messenger RNA of Dermacentor silvarum, 1541 nucleotides long. RefSeq lists its product as uncharacterized. Gene Ontology annotation, biological process: positive regulation of DNA-templated transcription. Gene Ontology annotation, molecular function: chromatin DNA binding; transcription coactivator activity. Lineage: Eukaryota; Metazoa; Arthropoda; Arachnida; Ixodida; Ixodidae. Gene Ontology annotation, cellular component: nucleus. The record is from RefSeq and is a predicted model, not a curated record. The coding region runs from base 1 to 1467 and encodes 488 amino acids. The transcript is spliced from 9 exons.